CCCUCAAAACAGGCCUCGGCUCCGACCCAGGUGAUUGCCCAGAAGCGGGAGAUCUACUGUCGCCCGCGCGAAGUCCGUUCCCCCUGGGGUGUGCAUGUUACCAGUGACAUGAGUCCCGCCGACCUUCUGUUGGAGAUCAAGCGUGCCCUGGAGUCCGUCAGGGGUUGUCAGUGGGAGGCCGACAAACACUGGAUGUUCCUGCUGCACUGCGGUUGGAUCGAAACCCUAUCGAUCGACAACAGCAACAGUGGAAAUACUGAUGCCCAUGCAGCAGCCACCACCAAGCGCUCCUCCCCCAAAGACCUCCUGCUCCAAUGGGAGAUGGAGGAUACAGCUUUCGUCACACCGCCACCGCCGCCAACUCUGCCUCCUUCACAGUCCGUCGUAUUUUUGUUGCGGGAACGGAGACGUCGGGGCGUCGUCCUGUUCCGAUUUAUGCACUUGCUUCUGCUAACCCGAGGUGCAACAGAGAGACGGCAAAUCGCUCCGACACUCGCUAUCUCUCUCCUGCCGGUGCUUCUGACGACGGAUCUUUAUUCGCACAACCAAUGCCUCUACCUGCCUCCUCCAUGUACCUACACAUAUACAUAUACCCAUAUCCCCCCGCCCGCCGCCACAGACAAUGCGAUGACGACCACAGGCAUGGCUAUGUGCAGUCUAGACCUUCUGUCCGCUAGGUCGCCGCUGUCCGAUUGCUCACCCAUUCUCACACUGUUUCCGGGAAUACUGUCGCAAGGCGCUCACACACACAUUCACACAAAACUCACAGUCAAACUCUGUGAAUUCUGCGUUGCCUCACUCGCUCUCGUGUGUCGUUUAGAUCAGUCAUUUGCUGCCCCCUGCCCCGCCCCUCAUUACUGUGCGGUCGUCUUUCUUAUAUUCUCUUACUAUUUGUCCUUUUUUUCUGUUUUCGAGAACCGCAUAAAAUCGAGAUCUCAGUCUUUACUCAUAGAGUACGAACGCCUCUUCUCUUUCGUGAACAACAACAACAACCCUAUGAGCGCGUAUGUGUGCGAUACUGUAAACUGUCGCCAUUUUCUGCGUGUUUGA
Dibothriocephalus latus is the source of this 1050-nucleotide messenger RNA. The record is from the annotation of a GenBank genome assembly. NCBI's taxonomy places the organism in Eukaryota, Metazoa, Platyhelminthes, Cestoda, Diphyllobothriidea, Diphyllobothriidae.